This is a messenger RNA of Brugia malayi, 366 nucleotides long. RefSeq lists its product as uncharacterized. NCBI's taxonomy places the organism in Eukaryota, Metazoa, Nematoda, Chromadorea, Rhabditida, Onchocercidae. The record is from RefSeq and is a predicted model, not a curated record. The coding region runs from base 1 to 366 and encodes 121 amino acids. The transcript has 3 exons.
AUGCAGAAUACAUUUCCGAACCUAAAUGGAGCUAGCAUGACGCUAUCAAUGCAUGAUAUUGAAACAAAUGACGAGAUGGAGGAUCAAAUUCUUUUCGAAAGAGCUGCUACUAUGUUAAAUUCAUCUGCUUAUUUUAGAUCCAGGCUGAAUUUGGUACCCCAAAGGCACAAUAUCACUGAAGAUGAUAAGAAGGAAGAAGAAAAGGACGAUGAAGAGAUAUGUACGGUGCAUACCAAAUUUACUGAAGGACCUCAAAUCUAUACGGAACGAUUUAGGCAUGAAAACAAUCAUGGAACGAAAGAAUGUCAUGAACAAUACAGAAUCAGCUUAUGCAAUAAGUCCUGCAACAGCUCGAACACUUCGUAA